This is a messenger RNA of Melanotaenia boesemani (Boeseman's rainbowfish), 1351 nucleotides long. It is a transcript of the gene nxnl2, whose product is annotated as nucleoredoxin like 2. NCBI's taxonomy places the organism in Eukaryota, Metazoa, Chordata, Actinopteri, Atheriniformes, Melanotaeniidae. The record is from RefSeq and is a predicted model, not a curated record. The transcript is spliced from 2 exons. Gene Ontology annotation, biological process: photoreceptor cell maintenance; sensory perception. Bases 306 to 776 code for a protein of 156 amino acids.
UCUUGACGCUGAUGCGGAAGGAGCUCGUAGCAUAUGACAUAUUUAAGAGCAGCAAUGCAGAUUUGUGUGACACCCACGUGGAUCGUUAACGCAAACACGACACAGUCUUCUCGCUUUAUCAUUGGUCCACAGGUGAUUAUCGGGAUUGGCUGUAAGUAGCUUUUGCAGUAAGGUAAACAUUAGGGAAACCUUCAACACUUCUGACUAGAGUCGAUGUAACCGGGCAGAUAUGAGCUAACCGGCUCGUUGAACAGUUUGACCUACGGGACUCUUAAUCUUGAGUUGUAUGUGAAAGUCUAGCAGACAUGGUGGAGGUGUUUUCCGGACGGACACUGCUGAAUAAAGACGGGGAUGUAGUCGACCCUGAAGAGGCACUGAGAAACAAAGUGGUGGGCAUAUACUUCUCUGCGGGAUGGUGUCCUCCGUGCCGGGACUUCACGCCAAUCUUGUGUGACUUCUACACGGAGCUGGUGGAGGAGAACGACCCCCCGGCUCAGUUUGAGAUAGUUUUUGUCUCCUCUGACAAGUCGACAGACGACAUGGUUGAAUAUUAUCAUGAUAUGCAUGGAGACUGGCUCGCGCUGCCCUGGACAGAUGAUUAUAAACAUGAACUGAAGCAGCGCUACAAAAUCACAGCGGUUCCCAAACUGGUGAUCGUGAAGGAAAAUGGAGAUGUGAUCACCGAUAAGGGCAGGAAACAGAUCCGAGACCGAGGUCUGGCCUGCUUCAGGUCUUGGUUGGAUGCUGCAGAGAUCUUUCAAAACUUCAAGGGUUAGAAGGAGCAUCAAGUAGAUAUCCCUACCCUAUAAGACACUUCUAUUGCUUCCUUUCCAGUCCGAAAGAUUAUAGAAUAAUUAAAUUAAAGAAAGAAGAAUUUAUAUGUCUUUUAAACUAAAUUAUAUUAGUUAAUUUAUCCUUUUAAAGCCUGGAUGUUUUCUUUCUGUGUACCUACUCAAACCCUUAGAAUGAGGCAUUGUUAGAAGAAAAGUCAAACCUUAUUUGACUGAGUACAUGACAUGGUUUUAUGAUAACAGAUAUUUAAAAUACUGCUUCAAUUGCAGACCUUUACCAAACUACCAAACAUACUAUGCAUUUAAAAUGAAUCUCAGGCAUAAUUAUUUGGGAAAGUGUGUGUUUAGUGUAAUUAACAGCCACUUUAGUUUUUCAGGUUUUUUUUUUUUUUUUAUAUAUAAACAUUAAUUUAUGUUCUAUUGAAGGUAGUGCACCAGAAAAACAGCUACACCUUCCCCAUAUUAAGUAGACUGCUUUUGUAUAACCCCCACCAAUAAAAAAAAAAAAGGCUUGUGGGUAUAUUUUGGAACUGCCUGUAUAUUUUUAUAUUUUGUUUUUU